GUGGGCUAUACCAGUCGUUAAAAAUAUGAAUGACAAGUAAACGACUUAACUGCCAGCUCAGCCAAAAACGUUAUAUGAGGAAAUAGCAAGCAUUUUUGAAACGAUCUAUUUGAGAUACAACUGUAAGGUGGGGUUUGAAGUGUUUUUAUUCUGAAAUGUAUGCUUUAGCCACAAAAUAUGAGUAAAAGAUGAGUUGACAACAUUAUUUGGGUAUGAGUAGCACAACAUGAGCUUUUAAAAGUGAGAUUUUUCACUGGACAGUCAUUUACUUUAAACUCUGUCAUUACAGCUCCACAAGCGGCUGACAACCAAUCAGCAUUCACGGUUCAAACCACCCGUUUAUAAUAUACAGGGCAGCACUACAUAGUUAAUUACUGAUCAGAGUGACUUUGAUCAAAGAUCAGGCUUUUCAGUGUGAGUAAAAGCAUCAGUUUAGUAGGCAACUAUCUUCACUGCCAGUCUGCCACCAAGCUUCUUGUCAUAACCUAGUAUCAGGGUGUGAGUGAGAGAACCAUUUGUAUUUAUUUAUUGAAUCAUAAUUAAGCACGCCUCAUUAUCAUGCUAAUCAGUUGGUGACCUGUGUGUGGAGGGUUGCCCACAUAAAAGGAUAGUUCAAACUUCCAACUAACAUUUUACUCUCUGUAUCUCAGGAAAUAAGGUUAUCUUGUCCGAUCCCAGUCCGUCUUGCAACUCAAACCACAUUCAAGGCCGCUUUCUCCACCGGUGACAACAUGGCAAUGCCAAUGGAACUUGAGCUGACGCAUGUGGAGCUGAAGCAUGUGGAGCUGAGAGAUGGAGACCAGUUCAAAGUAAAGGGGAGGAUUAUGUUCCAGAUCGACCUGGCACUGCACUUUAACCCACGUUUCAAUGAUGACACUGAUGGCACUGUGCUCGUGUGCAACUCAAAGAUUGCCGGCUGCUGGGGGGAUGAGAAGAGAGAGAUCCACAAUCCACUCCAACAGGGUUCUAUAUUCAAGAUUGUACUGAAGCUGAUGGGUGACAUGUUUGAAGUGGAGAUGCCUGAUAGACAGGAGAUCCAGUUCCCCAAUCGUGAGGGCCUAGACGUCAUUACCUACAUUCGUAUCAAAGGAGACCUCAAAAUUAUUUCUUUCAAAAUCUACUAG
Molecule: messenger RNA, 1124 nt
Organism: Oncorhynchus masou masou (cherry salmon)
Lineage: Eukaryota; Metazoa; Chordata; Actinopteri; Salmoniformes; Salmonidae
Product: galectin-1-like
Exons: 4
Coding region: 732-1124 (130 amino acids)
Molecular function (GO): carbohydrate binding
Source: RefSeq, a predicted model, not a curated record